CAGCCAACCAUGGAGCCCCCGGUGCAGAUAUUCCGCGGAGACCCGGGUCCCACUUGCCCCCCGAAUGCCUGUCAGCUCCCCAAUAGCAGCGGCUGGUCCCCAGGCUGGGCAGAGUCGGAUGGCAACGGAAACGGCAGCACCGGGCUUGAGGACGCGCCGCUGGAGUCCGCGCAAAUCUCCCCGGUCAUCCCCAUCAUCAUCACGGCUGUCUACUCGGUGGUGUUCGUGGUGGGCUUGGUGGGCAACUCUCUGGUCAUGUUCGUGAUUGUCCGAUACACAAAGAUGAAGACAGCAACCAACAUUUACAUCUUUAACCUCGCUCUGGCAGAUGCUUUAGUGAUGACAACCAUGCCUUUCCAGAGCACAGUCUACCUGAUGAACUCCUGGCCAUUUGGGGAUGUGCUAUGCAAGAUUGUAAUCUCCAUAGACUACUAUAACAUGUUUACCAGCAUCUUCACCUUGACCAUGAUGAGUGUGGACCGCUACAUCGCUGUGUGCCAUCCUGUUAAGGCAUUAGACUUUCGCACGCCCUUAAAGGCAAAGAUCAUCAACAUCUGUAUCUGGCUCCUGUCAUCAUCUGUUGGCAUAUCUGCAAUAGUCCUAGGAGGCACCAAAGUCAGAGAAGAUGUGGAUGUCAUCGAAUGCUCCUUGCAGUUCCCAGAUGACAACUAUUCCUGGUGGGAUCUCUUCAUGAAGAUCUGCGUCUUUGUCUUUGCCUUUGUGAUCCCAGUUCUCAUUAUCAUCGUCUGCUACACUCUGAUGAUCCUACGCCUGAAGAGUGUCCGGCUUCUUUCUGGGUCACGAGAGAAAGAUCGCAACCUUCGCCGGAUCACCAGACUUGUCCUAGUGGUAGUGGCUGUCUUCAUCAUCUGUUGGACUCCCAUUCACAUCUUCAUCUUGGUAGAGGCUCUGGGGAACACCUCCCACAGCACUGCGGCCCUCUCCAGCUACUACUUCUGCAUCGCCUUGGGAUACACCAACAGCAGCCUGAACCCCAUCCUUUAUGCCUUCCUUGAUGAGAAUUUCAAACGGUGUUUCCGGGAUUUCUGCUUUCCCAUUAAGAUGAGGAUGGAGCGCCAGAGCACUAGUCGAGUCAGAAAUACAGUUCAGGAUCCUGCUUAUAUGCAGGAUGUGGGUGGGAUAAAUAAGCCAGUAUGACUAGUCGUGGAGAUGUCCUCUUAUAGUUCUGUCGAAAGGGAAGGAUUCAAUGAUCUAGAUUCAACUCAGAUUAUGACCACAGUC
Chrysochloris asiatica (Cape golden mole) is the source of this 1242-nucleotide messenger RNA. Its product is annotated as kappa-type opioid receptor-like. The coding region runs from base 10 to 1158 and encodes 382 amino acids. The transcript is spliced from 3 exons. Lineage: Eukaryota; Metazoa; Chordata; Mammalia; Afrosoricida; Chrysochloridae. The record is from RefSeq and is a predicted model, not a curated record. Gene Ontology annotation, biological process: sensory perception of pain; neuropeptide signaling pathway; G protein-coupled opioid receptor signaling pathway. Gene Ontology annotation, cellular component: neuron projection; membrane. Gene Ontology annotation, molecular function: dynorphin receptor activity; neuropeptide binding.